UGACAGCCUGGCCCCCGGGCUCCCCUCCCGCCUGUAUCGCCCCGGCGGGGGCAUCCCGCGCUCGUACCUGACCAUGACCCCGCGCCGGUCCCGACUGGGCCACCCCGGCGUUUCUCGCUGAAGGGACCGGCUCCUUUCCGACCUCCCACGCUCCUUUCCUCCUCCGCCUCCUCGCUGCUGAGCCUGCCGCCUCUCACCGGAGCCCUGCCGGAGUGAUGGGCUGCAUCGGAUCCCGCACCGUGGGAAACGAAGUGAUCGCAGUAGACUGGAAGGGACUAAAAGAUGUGGACCAAAUCAACAUGGAUAGCACCAGUUCACUGCAUGGCAGCAGUUUCCAUCGACCUUCUGCUGAGCAAACACGGACAGAUUUCUCCUGGGAUGGUAUCAAUCUCUCCAUGGAAGAUACAACCUCCAUCCUCCCCAAGCUGAAACGCAACUCCAAUGCUUAUGGGAUUGGGGCUUUGGCUAAAUCAUCUUUCUCUGGGAUAUCUCGCAGCAUGAAGGACCAUGUCACAAAGCCAACAGCUAUGGGCCAAGGCCGUGUGGCUCACAUGAUUGAAUGGCAAGGCUGGGGCAAAGCUAACAGCCAGCAGCAGCAGCAUACACAGGAUACAGCACGCAAGGACGCUGAUGCCUACUCAGACCUGAGUGAUGGGGAAAAGGAGGCCCGGUUCCUUGCAGGAGUGAUGGAGCAAUUUGCUAUUUCCGAGGCAACUCUCAUGGCCUGGUCCUCCAUGGAUGGUGAGGAUGUGAGUGUUAAUUCAAAUCAGGACAACACAGCAGGCAACUACUCUGAGAACUAUCAGGAGCUAAUGGAGAGCCAAGAGCAUAUGGCCCAGACGCAGUAUGACAGCUGGCCUCAUUCCUACGUCUCGCAGGGCAUGUAUUGCUUAGGUUCAUCUGAUGCCUGGGAGACCAGUGACCAGUCCCUCAUUGCUUCCCCAGCAACUGGCUCCUACUUAGGCCAGAAUUUUGAUGAGUCCCAGACAAACCUUCAAGAGAUGUGGCCCUUGCAGACUGCGCAGGGUGGAGGUGGGGCUGAGUCCAGCACAUACAUGGAGGACCACAUUGAGGAUGAAGGGAACCCACGGCUGGAGAAGGCUCCUCUCCUAAGCAAGAAGACCUCUCCAGAGGAGGAUGACGCGGUGUGCCGGGACCUGGAAUCACUGUCUCCUCGUGAGGAGAUGGAACAUGCUGCACUGAGCCGCAAAGUCUCAGAUGUCACCUCCUCUGGGGUCCAGUCCUUUGAUGAGGAAGAGGGAGAAACAAACAACUGAUGCUUUCUGUGAAGCUCUCAUCACUGCUGAACAAAGAGAGGAGUGGCAAGGAAUAAAAUGACAGGGAUUCUUCUCUCCAGGUCCCCAUACUUCCAAGUAGACACACCUUCCAUUCCGGACAUUUAAUUAUUUUUUUAAACAAGAGGAAAAUCUCAAAGUGAUUGACACAUGAUGAUCUCUUCUUCCCCUCCACCAUGGACACGUGUUUUUGAUUUUCAUUGCUCUGGGCAACACAUGUGAGGUGCUUGGAGAGAUCUGGAUUGGUAAAUAAUUUCUAAAUUUUUUUACUACAAAGUCUUGGCUGUGGAUAC
Molecule: messenger RNA, 1588 nt
Organism: Calypte anna (Anna's hummingbird)
Lineage: Eukaryota; Metazoa; Chordata; Aves; Apodiformes; Trochilidae
Gene: FAM131B
Product: family with sequence similarity 131 member B
Exons: 8
Coding region: 216-1277 (353 amino acids)
Source: RefSeq, a predicted model, not a curated record